CAAAGUUCUUCGCAUUAAUUACGAGCGACUCACACCGCCUGUCAGUAUACUUUCCAACGUGCACCGCCAUUCAGUGCCAGCGCCACACACUGAAUUUGACGUGGUAAUAUCACGCUCUGGCCCCCAAUCUCGCCAAACGCGAUAGUCCAUGCACCUCAGCCUCAGGUGUGGCUGAGGUCUCUAGCAUGACCUCCAUGCAGCGCAGAAGACGGCCGUCAAACCAAUGGCGAAGCAGCGCCACCGUUGUGCCGCAUGUUAGGCGUCCAGGAUAGCCACAAACACCCUGUAUCUCAGAAUAGAUUGAACGGGUGUCUUCGCGCGUCGUCGUGAGACGUGCCUCGUUAUUUGUACUCGCGGUCCUUUGUCUAUGUACUGUCAAAAAUAUCGCAUUACAAACAGAGCGUCUGAACACCGAUUUAUACAUUUAGACAAUACCGUUGACGCCUCGUCAUGAUGUUCUCUCCGACACCAAAAAGUAAAGCUGCCAGUAUAUGGUCUGUUGACUCGGGCUACGGCUCUGCCACUUUGGAAGAUGCCGAAGGAGUCCCUGUCAACCAAACAGGAAGCUCUUCAAUCCAUAAAACGGUCUCUCUGAUCGAGAAAGAACCUGUAAAUCUAGAUUUGCGCGACUCUUUCAGCCUUGCAGAAGACAGGACUCGCGCAAGAGCAAUUACCGAUUCGACUGAGCCCCAGGACACCAGACUCGAUGUGUUUACAUCCAAGGUUUGCUCGAGCAAUGCAUCGUUGUUCGCGACACCAAACAGCGACCAUGAUUGCCUCCGAUGUCAGCUCUGGAACAUAACAAAUCCUGGGGAGGACCUUAGAUGCGAAGACUGCGUCAGUGAAGCUUCUGCAUCAUCUGCGACUAUUGUUCGGGUUCCUGGACAGUCGGAAACUAUUCCUGUAGCAAUUCGACUAGACACAGUCGAGGAACCUCCUUCGCAAUCUCUCCCACGGUCUAAGGGCACCGCGCGAUGCUCCGCGUGUGAGAUAUCUGCACUUAUCCACCCGGGCCAAUCUACCAAUUGUACUUCAUGCACACCGGAUACAGAAGUAUCAUUCCAACCUCGAGUGAGCAAGCCAUCGGAAGUCAGGCGUUCGUGCGCCCGACGACCACCUACCAAACUCGAGUCGCAUGCUACGCGAUGUCUGCAUCGGUGGCUGAAGGAGAACCGAAACAACCCGUACCCGGACAACGAUACCAAGCGUUUGUUAGCCACAAAAUGCGGAAUCACUGAGAAACAGGUCAACACUUGGUUUACUAACGCGAGGGCGCGAAGAAGGGUAAUCGAUACGAGUUUGUCAAAUCCGGCCUCGGAAGACGAGGAUUCGCGGGAAACCAGACUUUCGAGCGUAACAUCGACGACGAUGUCAAAUGAAGCAUUGUUUGAUCAUCACGGUCCUAUUGUAGCCUAUUGUCCAGCCGAAGGUUCCAACCAGACCGGUAUAGUCACGUCUAGACGAGGCAAGAAAAAGGACUAUGGCCAGUCUAGCAGCAUUCGGCUUGCAGCGCACCAGGGAUCAGUUGCCCAAUCUGCAUCACUGUUGGCAUCCAAAAACAAUGAUGAUGGCGAAAAGCAGACCUGGCAAUGCACUUUUUGUUACCAGCAUAUCGCACGUAAGUCCUGGCGGCGCCAUGAGGAAACACAACAUCGUCCCAAACGGAAGUGGACAUGCUUGCUUUCUGGGCCAAGGAUUACACUUCCCUCGCGGUCUGAUAAUGUCACACUCUGUGUCUUCUGUAUGAUAUCAAGCCCUAGCGAUCUGCACUUUGCACAAUGCCACCGCAUAGCCGAAUGUAUAACCAAGGGCGAAGACGAAAGAACAUUCUUGCGACCGGAUCACCUACGUCAGCACGUCAGGAACUUCCACAAGGCGAAACUGGAUGAGACCAUCCGCGAUCUUUGGAGACGAGAAGGACCAGGCAACACCGCUGUGGAGAAUUGGGUUUGCGGUUUCUGCGAAAAGGUGCUGAAGACGUGGGAAGAUCGAGAGACACAUAUUGCAGGCCAUUUCAAGGACGGUCUGACAAUGACGAACUGGAAGGGAUACACACGAGAGGAUUCUGGAGUUGAAGCAAGAAAGAAGAGACCGACCUCGAGUGAAGGGAGACCUAACAUGCUCUCAAAGAUAGCUCGGACACUUACUGGUCGACCAGUGCACCAACAGCAUCACUGUGAGUCACAUGGCCAGAACACCGACAAUCUCGCUGCCACGCCGAUAUCCAUGGACACGACCGGUCGAAAUUUGUGUUUGUUACCAGAGCUGAUCUUUGACAACUUCAUGCUGGGAGUAGGUCAUGAUUACUUCGACUCCAACAUUUCGGACUUUACUAGCGCGUACGGGCAAGACGUUGUUUCUGCUAGACGUCGCGACUCAGCAUUUCCCGGUGAGGGUGACCCCGGAUUUAGCUUUGAUAAUCUGGCGGAGGAUACCACUAGCGAAGACUUCUCGAAUUUGGACACGUUUGGGCUCUGGUAUCAGUAACUAGAGAUAUAUGUGACAUUAACAGCCAUCCAAAUUACAAUGCCAAGGACAAAAACAGCUUCAAGAGUCUCAGAUGUGAAGGACGACGGAUUCGCCAUAGGGGUACGUACCAUAAGAGGAAAUACCAGGUUCUCGUAGAAGAUACUGAUAUGUGAACCUGAAAGCGUAGCAGUGCUCGGUGCCAAAAAGACCCGCGAUUCUACACCAAAAUUAAGAGAAAAGGUCAUCGUUUCAAUUCAAACACUUCUUUUCGUUGAUGUAGU
This is a messenger RNA of Alternaria alternata, 2750 nucleotides long. RefSeq lists its product as hypothetical. Bases 451 to 2487 code for a protein of 678 amino acids. Lineage: Eukaryota; Fungi; Ascomycota; Dothideomycetes; Pleosporales; Pleosporaceae. Gene Ontology annotation, biological process: regulation of transcription by RNA polymerase II. Gene Ontology annotation, molecular function: DNA-binding transcription factor activity, RNA polymerase II-specific; RNA polymerase II cis-regulatory region sequence-specific DNA binding. The transcript is spliced from 2 exons. The record is from RefSeq and is a predicted model, not a curated record.